This is a messenger RNA of Hippocampus zosterae (dwarf seahorse), 1410 nucleotides long. RefSeq names its product small membrane A-kinase anchor protein-like. Gene Ontology annotation, molecular function: protein kinase A regulatory subunit binding. NCBI's taxonomy places the organism in Eukaryota, Metazoa, Chordata, Actinopteri, Syngnathiformes, Syngnathidae. The transcript has 2 exons. The record is from RefSeq and is a predicted model, not a curated record. The coding region runs from base 525 to 761 and encodes 78 amino acids.
GCGAAACGUAAGAAAAUGUACUUUGAAUUGCAACAGUACCACCCAGUGGACAUUUGUAGCCAUUGCAAUGCAAAGGCCCCGAAUAACCCCCGUCAGCUCGCUUGCACUGCACUCCCCCAAGUGUCCACCAGAUAGCGGUGCUGCUUCGGUCAAUUGUGACCUCUUGUUCCCGCGCGCGCGCGCGUCCACGUCGUCUGCUGGGCUGAGAUUAGUCGGGAUGUGCAUCGAGUGAGGAGCGGCACCAGUGCAAAUUAUUCUCUCGCGGGGCUUGCUUGAAGAGGAGGAUUGUUUGUUGUUUAUUUGCACGCGUCAACUUGAACGUUCCCGUGCGCGGAGGAGACCGGGAUGACGUCACGCGCCUUUCCAAGGGCCAGCUCUCGUCACCGCCCGAGGAUCCAGACCAUCUCCGCCAAGGAUGCACGUCUCUAGACCCGUCCCCUCGGUCUAGUCCGGCAGAAUACGCAUGCAGACUCUCGGCCUGGCGGGCGUCCCCGGCAGUCCAUCCGCGCUACAUCCUCCGGACCAUGGGUUGCAUCAAAUCCAAGAGGAGCGCUUCCCGCGCCGACAGUGAAGCGGCCAGGAUGCGCGGCGAGAAGGCCCACUUGGUGUGCUCCGAGGACGGUUCUCCUCGGGCCGACCCGGCGCUGUUGGACUAUGCCCAGAAACUCUCGGAGGAGAUCAUGGCCCGGGCCGUGGAGCAGUGGGCCGAGGUGGACCGCCGUUACGGCGACAUCCCGUACAUCGAGUGCGACGUGCCGUGACGAUGGAAGACCAAAUGUUUCCGAGACCAUGAUAUCCGAGUGGAAGAAGUGACUCGGGGCUUUUCCCUCUCAGGGGUCCCCCCCCACGUCGAAUCGCUGGCAUGUUGUUUGGACGCCUCCCCGACGGGGCUCCGCUAAAUCACGUCAUCACAGUCGCAGACGGUUAGCGCGUGCGCCUCAUCGUUCUGCGGUCCCGGUUUUGAGUCUCGGCUCAUCUUCCCACAUUCCGAAUACACUACACGGCCGCCGGAGUUUGAACAGCCGUUUGACGGCACGUGACCCGCAAUUGGCUGGCAAACAUUCCAGGGCGCGUCCCACUUUUCUUGCCAAAAGUCAUCUGAAGUUAACGGAAGACUCUAAAUCGUCCCCGGCUGGAAAUGAGACUCUUUCGCGCGACCAGUGCACCCGACUUUUUAAAAUGCGACGUGUCCGCUGCAUGCGCCACAGGCACGGGUCUUCUACAUUAAUUGCCAAGUGACAUUUGGUGUUUUGCGAAUGAAAUGCCCGUCUUCACCAGUGAAAAUCUAAGUUGUGCUUUUAGUGUCUUCACGGGUGACCAAAAUUAAAACGGAAUUGUAACUGAAAUGUUUUUCACUUCUGUCUGCGUUUGCAAUCAAAUCGAAUGGCUUUUUUGUGGGUCCCGUUUGAC